AUGGUCACAUAUUUCUUCCUCACAGGAUUCCAGAACAUUGACAACUACAAGACACUUUUCUUUAUAUUCAUACUUAGCAUUUAUGCCAUGACUGUAAGUGGAAACCUUCUAAUUGUCACCUUAGUGUCCUCCAGUCACCUUUCACAGUCCCCCAUGUACUUCUUCUUGAGCCACCUGUCAGUUUGUGAUUUCCUGUUCUCCUCGAAUAUUGUCCCCAACAUGAUGCACAUCACAUUAGAAGGUGGCAGCACCAUGUCAUUUUCUGCUUGUCUUAUCCAGUUCUAUAUGUUUGCUUCAUGCACUGCUACUGAAUGCUAUCUGCUUACUGUCAUGUCUUUUGACCGAUUUGUAGCCAUCUGUGUCCCAUUACAUUACACCAUAGUAGUGAACAGUAAGUUGUGCCUCCAUCUGGCAAUAUGGUCAUGGUUACUUGGCUUUCUAUUUGUCCUGAUAACUGUCUUAUUAAUUUGUCAGUUGGAUUUUUGUGGUAGCAUGACCAUCGACCACUUCUAUUGUGACUUCAUUUCCAUGCUUCAGCUUUCUUGCUCAGAUGUAUCACCUGUUGUCCUAGAAACAUUUUUCUUUGCCAUUGUCAUAGUCCUAUUGCCUUUCCUGACUGUCUUAGGUAGCUAUGUAUCCAUUUUCUGGACAAUUAUUGGGAUACCAUCAUCUACAGGAAGAAAGAAGACCUUCUCAACUUGCAGCUCCCACCUACUCGUUGUAGGUACCUACUAUGGCUCACUUCUUAGCAUAUAUUUAUUUCCUUCAGGCGGCCACUCUGAAAACAUUAAGACACUAUCUCUUCUGUACACGUUGGGGACACCAUUGUUAAAUCCACUGAUUUAUUGUUUCAGGAACCAAGAAAUCCAAAGGCAGUUUUCUAGAAUUGUAUUUUUUAAGAAAAAUAUCCAACCAUUUCUCAGCUAG
Messenger RNA from Bufo gargarizans (Asiatic toad), 927 nucleotides. RefSeq names its product olfactory receptor 11L1-like. NCBI's taxonomy places the organism in Eukaryota, Metazoa, Chordata, Amphibia, Anura, Bufonidae. The transcript has a single exon. Gene Ontology annotation, cellular component: membrane. The coding region runs from base 1 to 927 and encodes 308 amino acids. The record is from RefSeq and is a predicted model, not a curated record. Gene Ontology annotation, molecular function: olfactory receptor activity; G protein-coupled receptor activity. Gene Ontology annotation, biological process: G protein-coupled receptor signaling pathway.